GGCUCAGAAGCAGUCUAGCAACAGCCGAGCGGGACUCAUUUAGCAUAAAUCAAAAAAAAAGUUUACACACUUUGGAAAGCAAACAAAAAGCAAUGAGCCAGAAACAGUCGAAGCCUCUGAAGGUUAACAAAAUUUCGGUGUUACGAAAAAUGAUAGGUUUGGAUAAAAAGAAGACAGCCAAAGACUGCAUUGUGCCCAACAAUUCUGUGCAGAACAUCCAGAAGCCGGGCUACUACGAUCCCACAAUCAACGCCACGGACCCCAAGCUCAGCGGCAUCAUGACACACAACUGUCCCUACUGCGAGAACCUCGCCAAGAACUUCCUCUACCUGGAGAGCCUCAUACGCAACAACAAGGAGUCCGCGCACAAGUGCAGUGUGUGCCACGCCUCACUUAAGUAUCUGGAGCACGUCAAUCGCAAUGUGCGGCAGGUGUUUGGCAACUCUGAGUCGGUGGUGAAGGCAGAUCGUGCCUUGAGCGCCACACCACCCAUGCUGCCCAAGUACUCGGUGACGCCAAUGGCACAGCGGGCCUCAGGCGGUGCCGUUCUGUCACCGCAAAAGUCACUCAAGACCCUCAAGAAAUCAAAGUCAAAGACAAAGUCCGCAAAGGGGCAGAAGUCUGCUAAGCCGCUGAAGUCACUCAAGUCGCUGAAGACAAUCAAGACCGCUGGAAAGGCGCUAAGCAAGGCGCUGAAAUCCUCCAAGUCCGGCAAGAGCUUGGGCAAGAGCAAGCAGCAGCUGAAGACGGCUUCCACGAGCCAAACCGGCCGAGGGAAGAUGGUGCUCAAGCAGAAGUACAGGAAGGCGGCGAUCAAGGCACCCGGUCUGGCCGCCGGACGCUCCAAGAUUGCUGCCAGUCGCUCCAAGAUGGCAGCCAGUCGCUCCAAGAUGGCAGCCAGUCGCUCCAAGAUGGCAGCCAGUCGCUCAAAGAUGUCCGCCAGUCGCUCGAAGAUGGCCGCCAGUCACUCCAAACUGGGCCAUAAGGCUGGGGCCAAGCAGAAGCAGAAGCUGCCCAAGAAGCGAUCGCAGGCAGUGCCCACGAGCAUCAACUGGAAGCUGCUGAAGAAGAAUCUGCCCAAGCGGAUUCCACUCGUCAAUUAGGUCUCUACACAAUGCUGAAC
Molecule: messenger RNA, 1123 nt
Organism: Drosophila subobscura
Lineage: Eukaryota; Metazoa; Arthropoda; Insecta; Diptera; Drosophilidae
Exons: 2
Coding region: 93-1103 (336 amino acids)
Source: RefSeq, a predicted model, not a curated record